Molecule: messenger RNA, 5092 nt
Organism: Trichosurus vulpecula (common brushtail)
Lineage: Eukaryota; Metazoa; Chordata; Mammalia; Diprotodontia; Phalangeridae
Gene: WDR48
Product: WD repeat domain 48
Exons: 19
Coding region: 1129-3162 (677 amino acids)
Biological process (GO): double-strand break repair via homologous recombination; protein deubiquitination
Molecular function (GO): ubiquitin binding
Source: RefSeq, a predicted model, not a curated record
ACACUAACCGCAGGUUUCCACUUCGGCCUCUCCUCCCCUUCCCCUGGGGGACGAUCCCUCCUUAGCCCUCCCCCCUUUCCUCCCUCUCCCCACCCUCUCCCCGCUCAAAGGCUCUACUCUCUUCCCAGCCCAUAGGUUUCCCCGGGGCCACAGCCUGAGCAGCCCUCGCUCCCACUCCCUCUUCUUCCCCGUCAGCCUACAGGUCCCACGAGCUUUCUAUAGCUCCCACCUCCCCUUCAAAGGCUGCCUCUCCUUCCUUUCGCCUAAACCUCGCCCCCCAUCUCCCUACCCCAGACCUCUCUGCCUCCCUUCCAGACUACACCCAAACUUGAAGGUCUCUUCUCUUCCUCCAGCUCCCCCAGUCUAGGUCUCCCCACUCCUCUCCAUCCUCUAUUUGGACCCUCUUAAGGUCCCAGCCUAGGCCUCACGCCGCCUCCCCACCUCAGCCCUCCCAAUCUCAAAGAUUCUGAACCCCUUCUCCCUCGGCAUUAAACAUCCAGGGUCCUCUACCCCCGCUCCAGCUUUAGGGGGUCCCUUCCCCCCCUCUGCCCCGCCCACUUUUAAGGGUCCCCCUUCCCUUCCCCACCUUCCAGCUUUAGGGGAUCCCCCUCCCCAGCAGCCCCCUAGUCCUAAGCGAACCCCACCUCCGUCCCCGCCCCCCUCCUCCCUAGGGCUCCCCUGAGCUCCCCACGCCCCUCCAGAGGGGUCGCCCGUUCUCCCACUCCCCCGCGCUGCCGCGCCCCAUCCCAUCCCCCCCCAGGCAGCUGGGCCCCCGCCCCCUCGGGUCCCCUCCGGGGCCGCCCGCCCCCUUCACCCUUGCUCCCUCCCCCCGCCCCGCUCCCCUUUGGACCUGCGCUGCCCCCGCCCGCCCCGCUUCGCCUCGCAGUGGGCCGCGCCCUGGCCCCGCCCCCAGCCCUACAACCACCGCAGGGCCCCGCCCCCGCGGUUCCUCCCCCCGCUCUGGACCCGCCCCCAGGCCGCGGCCCUCGCUGAUCCCUUCUCUCUCUCUCACGCCCUCUGCCGGCGACUGUCCUCACGAGGCAGCCCGGUCCCGCGGGGCCGCCCAGGAAAGGAGGCGGGACAUCCGCCCUCCUUUCCGGAAGUGACGCGAGAGUGUCAACAUGCAAGAUGGCGGCGCAUCACAGGCAGAACACGGCGGGGCGGCGGAAAGUGCAGGUGUCUUAUGUCAUUAGAGAUGAAGUAGAGAAAUGUAACCGGAAUGGAGUCAAUGCUCUUCAGUUGGAUCCAGCAUUAAACCGACUCUUCACUGCCGGAAGAGACUCUAUCAUUAGAAUAUGGAGUGUCAGCCAGCACAAGCAAGAUCCCUACAUAGCAUCUAUGGAACACCACACCGAUUGGGUAAACGAUAUUGUACUUUGUUGUAAUGGGAAAACAUUAAUAUCUGCUUCCUCUGACACAACAGUGAAAGUGUGGAAUGCCCAUAAGGGGUUUUGCAUGUCCACAUUAAGGACACAUAAGGAUUACGUGAAAGCCUUAGCCUAUGCCAAGGACAAGGAGCUGGUGGCUUCCGCUGGGCUGGACAGACAGAUCUUCCUCUGGGAUGUUAACACUCUCACAGCACUGACUGCCUCAAACAACACUGUCACAACUUCUUCUCUAAGUGGGAACAAAGAUUCCAUUUAUAGCCUUGCAAUGAAUCAGCUGGGAACAAUCAUUGUAUCCGGGUCCACGGAGAAGGUUUUGAGGGUUUGGGAUCCAAGAACGUGCGCCAAGCUUAUGAAACUCAAAGGGCACACAGAUAAUGUGAAAGCUUUGCUGCUGAACAGAGACGGGACUCAGUGCCUUUCUGGCAGUUCUGAUGGAACUAUCCGCCUCUGGUCUCUUGGCCAGCAGAGAUGUAUAGCAACCUAUCGAGUGCAUGAUGAAGGAGUAUGGGCCUUACAGGUUAACGAAGCCUUUACUCAUGUGUAUUCUGGAGGAAGAGACCGAAAGAUUUAUUGUACAGAUUUGAGAAACCCAGAUAUACGGGUCUUGAUUUGUGAAGAGAAAGCCCCUGUUCUCAAGAUGGAGCUUGAUAGGUCAGCUGAUCCUCCACCUGCCAUUUGGGUUGCAACAACAAAGUCUUCAGUGAAUAAAUGGACUUUGAAGGGAAUUCAUAACUUUAGAGCUUCUGGAGAUUACGACAAUGACUGUAACAAUCCUAUAACGCCCCUUUGUACACAGCCUGAUCAAGUUAUUAAAGGAGGUGCCAGUAUUAUUCAGUGCCACAUUCUUAAUGAUAAGAGGCAUCUAUUAACCAAAGAUACCAACAAUAAUGUGGCAUAUUGGGAUGUACUAAAGGCAUGUAAAGUUGAAGAUCUUGGCAAAGUGGAUUUCGAAGAAGAAAUUAAGAAAAGAUUUAAAAUGGUGUAUGUGCCAAAUUGGUUCUCGGUUGAUUUAAAAACUGGGAUGUUGACAAUUACACUGGAUGAGAGUGACUGCUUUGCCGCUUGGGUUUCAGCAAAAGAUGCUGGCUUUAGCAGCCCAGAUGGGUCAGAUCCAAAAUUGAACUUGGGAGGGCUUUUACUGCAAGCUCUCCUAGAGUAUUGGCCCAGAACCCAUGUUAAUCCAAUGGAUGAAGAGGAAAAUGAGAUGAACCAUGUGAAUGGCGAGCAGGAGAAUCGAGUCCAGAAGGGGAAUGGCUACUUCCAGGUCCCUCCACACACCCCGGUGAUCUUUGGCGAGGCUGGAGGCCGGACCCUGUUCAGGUUGCUAUGUCGGGAUUCCGGAGGGGAGACUGAGUCGAUGCUGCUUAACGAGACAGUGCCCCAGUGGGUUAUUGACAUCACUGUGGAUAAAAAUAUGCCCAAAUUCAACAAAAUUCCCUUCUACCUCCAACCUCACUCAUCUUCAGGGGCAAAAACCUUAAAGAAAGAUAGACUGUCUGCCAGUGACAUGCUCCAAGUCAGGAAGGUGAUGGAGCAUGUUUACGAGAAAAUCAUAAAUUUGGACAGUGAGUCUCAGACCACCAGCUCGUCAAACAAUGAAAAAACUGGAGAACAGGAGAAAGAAGAGGACAUCGCUGUGCUGGCGGAGGAGAAAAUUGAACUUUUGUGCCAGGACCAAGUUUUGGACCCAAAUAUGGACCUUCGAACAGUAAAACACUUCAUAUGGAAGAGUGGCGGUGACCUCACCCUCCAUUACCGUCAGAAGUCCACGUGAGGCCGUGAGGGCAAACACUCCUGGGUAUUCAUUUACUGACCUUCCUCUUGUGGUCCUGAGAGUAGUACUACCUAGUGAAGCCCACUGAACCCCCACAGUAGCGAGACUUCUAACGAUCGAUUCAGUACGGACCGAGAUUACCCCUUUUAACUGAAGUGACUAAUAGAGAUGUAAUAUAGAAACACAGUCUUUCCGGCCUAGACUCCAGUCUGUCCCCAAGGGAGGCAGCGUGUGCAGGUGAAGGGAGGUGUGUGCGAGGAGCGCCCUCCAGGCCAAGGCAGACUCUGCUUCUCCUUUUUUUUUUUUUCCAAUGACCUCGUCAUGCUUGUUAGGAGACACUUGGGGGCCAUAUCUGUCACUGUGUUCCAAAUGUAAUUCAAACCUGCACGAUGUCUCGUCUUUUUUUUUUAAGCACAUUCCAUUCAGAGAGCACCUGCGAUGACCUUUCAAGCUGGUCAUCAAAAAAAUCAAAUAAUUUUCACCAUCAAAGACAAGAUCUUUUUUUUUUUUAAUGGGGAAACAGCCUUGCACCCCUGAAGGCAGCCCGUUCACUUACAAUAUUAGACUGGUUUUUUAAAUACUGUACUUCAGAUGUGUUCUUGUAGAAAGAUCUGGUGAAGUUCAGCAAUCCUGAGGCAGAACACUCCAGAGACACGGUUGCGGGGUCAGUUCAGUGAUGUCGGCAUCAUUAUGGAGUCAGCACUUUUUUCAGCAGGAGCCAAUUCAAACUUAGCCAUCUCUCUUCCUUCCUGCACCGUGUCCAGUUGGGACUUGCGCCAGCUGAAAUUCAGGUUACAACUCCAGGUGGAAACCUGAACUUUGUUCAAACUUAAGAGCAUUCUGAAAUUUUAGCUUCAUUUAAAUGUUACCUGAAAUUUCUGUCAGAGUAAAGAAGUAUCCGAGCAGAUUAAUUUGAUGUUCAAUCUAAAGUAGCUCUUUGUUUUCCAAAGUUUUAUAUGCCUUUUGUUGUUGUUACACUUAGAUCUUCUUUUCACUGUUCUUUCUAAUGAUCUAAAGCUUUCAUACGGUCAGUCAUCUGGGUCUUGUAUAGAGUUUAACUUAUUGGGGGAAAAAACAUUUCAACUUUUGGCAGGGAAAAAAAUGGAACUUUGGAUUCUGCCCAAAGGCUGUUUGUAUGCAGAACAGAUCAGAGGUCCACCCCGAGGACUUGUGUAAGACGAGACUCCUGUCCCAGGCCAGAAGCACAAGUGCCUUUGGAGGGUGGCUUGUUCCAUGCAGAUGUUCUUCCUGGCCUUGCUCCAGCCCCUCCUGUGGUGUGGGGGGACAGGAGAGGAUUGGGGAGAAUUAUUUUCUACAUCUCUGGGGGGUGGGGCAGCCAGGGGCAGCAGACAGCUCUGGGGCCACAAGGUUCCAGUCCACACUCCUGCAAGGACUGGGCUCUCUCACUCCCAUCAGGCUUCAUUUGGAAAGCAGCCAAUUCAUGCCUCCUGCCCUUGCAGGAGCUAAACAGACACACCGUGCUCCAUCUCCAGUCCACUCGGACAGGCUCCUGCCUUUAGAGAAAAACUGGGGGUAUGCAGUGGGAUGCAUCACGUGCUGUGGUGGCACAUUUUUAGCAAUGUUUCUGAAUUAGGUGGAAAAAAGAAAUGCCAUUGGAACUUAUCAGUUGGCUCCUGAUCGUAAAUCCUGUGAGCAGGAGGAGCCAUUCUUCUGAUGGAAGUGAGUUCUUCCAGGUCCCUGUGGGUGCCCAAGUUUUACAGCUGCUGCUCCCUCUUUACUUUCAUGGACCUAAGCUCCACCAGGGUUCUCUUUCAUUCCCCUCCCUCUCCCCCUUCCUCUCUCCCUUCCUUUUCCUUCUAACCAACUCAGUAAUGCAAUUUCAGGAAAGUCUGACAGAGUCUGCAAUGCCAAAAGGGUAAAUAAUCUGUAUUUCACAGUUGUAUAGAAUAAAAGGCUUUAGUUAAAAUAU